Globicephala melas (long-finned pilot whale) is the source of this 497-nucleotide messenger RNA. NCBI's taxonomy places the organism in Eukaryota, Metazoa, Chordata, Mammalia, Artiodactyla, Delphinidae. The record is from RefSeq and is a predicted model, not a curated record.
CGAGGUAAGGGACCUGGAAACCACGAAGUGACUGCUCAUCCAAUCCAUAAAGUUAUAUUAACAGACUGGAGCUGUUUGCAGACAAAGUUCCAAAGACAGCAGAAAACUUUUGUGCUCUGAGCACUGGGGAGAAAGGCUUUGGUUAUAAAGGUUCCUGCUUUCACAGAAUAAUUCCAGGAUUUAUGUGCCAGGGUGGUGACUUCACACGCCAUAAUGGCACUGGUGGCAAGUCCAUCUAUGAGGAGAAAUUUGAUGAUGAGAAUUUCCUCCUGAAGCGUACGGGUCCUGGCAUCUUUUCCAUGGUAAAUGCUGGCCCCAACACAAACGGUUCCCAGUUUUUCAUCUGCACUGCCAAGACUGAGUGGUUGGAUGGCAGGCGUGUGGUCUUUGGCAAGGUGAAAGAGGGCAUGAAUAUUGCGGAAGCCGUGGAGCGCUUUGGGUCCAGGAAUGGCAAGACCAGCAAGAAGACCACCAUUGCUGACUGUGGAAAAAUCUAA